Clarias gariepinus (North African catfish) is the source of this 2793-nucleotide messenger RNA. RefSeq names its product lipase maturation factor 2b (gene lmf2b). Lineage: Eukaryota; Metazoa; Chordata; Actinopteri; Siluriformes; Clariidae. The record is from RefSeq and is a predicted model, not a curated record. The coding region runs from base 145 to 2307 and encodes 720 amino acids. The transcript is spliced from 14 exons. Gene Ontology annotation, cellular component: endoplasmic reticulum membrane. Gene Ontology annotation, biological process: protein maturation.
GGAAUAAACUCCUCCCACGCGCGCUUCCACGCCACUCCAAACGGUUCUUCCCGCUCACGCGCAGAAGAAGAAAAAAAAAACACGUCCGCUUCUCUUUUCUCUGCCGAGCAAUCCGUCCACGGCACCCGGAAUUACGGCCUGAAAAUGGGGGACGUGCAGAUCCCGAGGCAGAUGUUUCUGUGGAGCAUGGCGAGCAUUUAUUUGUUUGCUUUCGCGUCUCUGUACGUCCAGAUAGCAGGUCUGUAUGGAGAGGAUGGGGUGAUGCCGGUGCAUAUGCCUAAAUUGAAGACGCCUCUCCUAGAGAAGUUUCAGGACAUCCCGUCCCUCCUGUGGCUGGCUCCGUACUUGGGAAUCGGAUGUCAGCAUGGUCUGGAGCUUAUUUGUCUGCUGGGGGCGCUGCUGAGCCUGGGAGCCGUGCUGUUGAGCGCCCUGAGAGACAGUCUGAUUUAUCUCUGCCUCUGGGUGCUUUAUCUUUCCCUGUACACUGUCGGGGGAGAUUUUAUUCAUUCUGAGUGGGACAGCCUGCUGUUAGAGGCAGGAUUUCUGGCCUUUCUGGUCGCUCCGUGUGUUUUACUGCGCCGUUCCCCAGCUCCACAUGAUUCUGUGACCUUCUGGCUGACCCGGUGGCUGCUCUUCAGGCUUGUGCUUUGCACCGGGGUGAGCAAGCUGGCCAGUGGUGACCCAUGCUGGUGGGACCUCACAGCACUGAGUCGGUAUUAUGACACCCAAGCGAGCCCCACCCCCUUGGCCUGGUACAUCCAUCAGCUUCCUGAUUGGCUGUCGAGGCUUGGUGCAGUGUGCAUGUUGGCGGAGGAGAUUGCCGUUCCACUCCUGAUGUUCUUCAUUCCUGUUCGCGGGUUAAGAAUCAACGCUUUUUCCAUCACGGUGGUUCUCCAGCUCUUCAAGAUCCUCCUGGGUGGCUGCAGCCUGUUCCACCUGCUGACCAUCGCCUUGAGCUUCUCUCUGCUGGACGACGAGGUGUUCGACUGCUCGCCUGCCCCCAAGAAAAAAGCCAAGAAUAAGACUUGGGGCCAGUUUUUGGUUUCAUGUCUGACUUUUCUUUUCAAGCUGGCGGUCCAUCUCCUUAUUAUUUUCAGCGUGAUAAAGUUCUUCAAGCUUGAGAUUAAUUGGGAAAAGAAGAUUUUGACGUCAAAACCAACCUUUUCCCAGGAAAGCUUUAAUGCUUUUGUGAGUCACAUCCAGUCUCCUACCAUUUGGAUCGGGGUGCUUUCUCUGACAUGGGAAGUUGUAGCUGCCCUGCUUAAGAGUUUGUACGUACGAGGCGUCCUGGGCAAGGUGUUUGCGCUCAUCCAGUGGGCCCUGUUCACCGCAGCCGCCGCGGGGGUUUUCGCCCUCAGCCUUGUCCCGUACACUGCCAUGGCAGGCAUGGCCAGCAGUAAGCUGUUACCCGAGCUGAGGGAGGCGUACGAAGCCGUGGAGAAGUUUCAGCUGGUCAGCUCGUACGGCAUCCAGCACAGAAUGAUUCCUCCUGCAGGACGGCCUGAGAUCGUCAUUGAAGGCAGCAUGGAUAAGAAGACAUGGACGGAGCUGAACUUCAUGUACAAGCCCAGCAGUAUGAGUGGCGUCCCUGCGAUCCUCGGACCUCACGAGCCGCGGUUAGACUGGCUGCUGUGGGAAGCUGCUCGGGAGAACCAUGACCAGAGCCCCUGGUUCUCCGGCCUGAUCCAGCGCCUCCUGGAGGGCAAAGAGAGCGUGGAGAGUCUGGUGCAGGCGGACGAAGCUCAGUACCCCUUCAGCUCCAAACCCCCGGCCUUCAUCAGGGCUAAAGUCUACCACUACCAUUUCACACACGUUCCUGAAGAAGGGAAGGAAGCACUGACGUGGUGGAAACGGCAGUAUGUGAGGGAAUUCUUUCCCACGGUGCACUUGGGUGACCCUGUACUUGAAGAUAUGCUGAAGGAAGCUGGACUUAAGAAGACCCCAGUCCAGCCUGGUUCAGAGCGACCUGUAUCACUGCCUCUGAGUGGGUCUGAUUCCAAUACGCCGCUGUCCCAGGCCCUGAGUGUGCUCCAGAUCCAGUCGAGGGGACUUCAUGGACAUCAUCUGACCUGGGGCCUGCUCGUCACAGUGGCCUUUAUUCUCCUCAUUCAAACCAUGUUCCCUCAGACCAGGAGCACUAAAGGGACGAAACCCAGACCCGCGCCGUCUGAACAGAGGAGUAAGAAAUCCCGAGACCACACUGAACCCUCUGAGAAAAGCCGUGGUGUCCCCAACAAAGGGGGAAGGAAGGAGACCUCGGUAGAGAGGGCGGUAAACUUUGAUAAAAGCCCACGCAAGAGGAAGUGAGCUCUGUAAUGCCACGGCCAGCAGAGAUGGAGGAUUGAUUCUCAGGUGUAUGCUGACUACGCAAUUACCGUUUGAUUCUAUACGUUAAAUUAUUUUUCUACCCCCCUCCCCUCCCCCUCUCUGAUUAGCGUAGUGUUAUUUGAUCAGAGCAGUUUGCAGCUUUACAUCAUGCGUCUGCAACAGAAACACUUACCAGGGCUUUGAAUGUUCACGCGUCUUCUUUAGACAACGUGUGCUUUGUUUAUUUUUCACUGCAAGGGCUCACAACACUAGCACUUAUCCCCGGUAACUUUCUCUAUUCAUCAUGAAUUCAACAUUUCUUUAAAGGAUUCGGAGGUGUUAAUAUUUUUUAUAGGGUCUUUCCAAGAGCGGUCCGCACAUCAUCUUGUUUAAUCAUGCUCACCUGUAGAUGAAUAAUGUUGAGAUGUGUAUUUUUUGUCAUAUGAUCUUGAACGUCUGACAUUAUUAAAAGUGUGAUAUUUCGUA